AUGCAAGAAGUUAUUCCUUGGUAUGCCGACAUUGUAAACUACCUUGCUUCAAAGGAGUUACCAAGUGAUCUCACACAAGCACAACGGAACAAGAUUAAGCAUGAUGCUCGCCACUAUAUAUGGGAUGAACCUUAUCUUUGGAAGCAUUGUACUGAUCAAAUCAUUCGUAGGUGUGUACCGGAAUCUGAAUUUCGUUCCAUCCUUGCUUUUUAUCAUGCUUAUGCUUGUGGUGGACACUUUGGACCUAAGAGGACAGCUCGUAAGAUAUUUGAUAGCGGUUUCUAUUGGCCCACAAUUUUCAAAGAUGCUUAUGCUUAUUACUACGUGUCUAAAUGGGUGGAAGCGAUUGCAACUAGAACGGAUAAUUCAAAAACAGUAGUGGACUUCAUUCGCUCUAACAUUUUUGUGCGUUUUGCCAACGGGCAAGCGGAGGUUUCUAAUCGUGAAAUUAAAUUGAUUCUUGAGAAAACUGUAAAUCCAAACCGGAAAGAUUGGAGUACAAGGCUUGAUGAUUCCUUGUGGGCGUAUCGAACGGCAUAUAAAACACCUAUCGGUAUGUCACCUUAUCGGUUGGUGUAUGGGAAACCUUGCCAUCUACCAGUGGAGCUAGAGCAUAAGGCGUGGUGGGCUGUAAAGAAGUGUAACAUGGACAUGGUUGCUGUAGGACAACAAAGAAUGCUUCAAUUGCAUGAGUUAGAAGAAAUACGCAAUGAAGCAUAUGAGAGUUCGAAAAUCUACAAGGAGAAAAUCAAAGCUUUUCAUGACAAACAUAUUCUUCGGAAGAGCUUUGUGGAAGGUCAGAAAGUUCUCAUGUAUCACUCUCGCCUUAAACUCUUUCCUGGGAAGUUGAAGUCUCACUGGUUAGGUCCGUUCAUUAUUACCAAGGUUUUUCCUCAUGGAGCGGUCAAAGUUGUAAGUCCAAGUACCGGAAAGUCUUUCAAGGUGAAUGGCCAGAGACUGAAGCCAUACUAUCAGUCAAUGGCGGAGGAUGAGCAAGUUCAUGUGAUGUACCUUGAAGACCCAGUUUAUGUCGAUGAAGAUUGA
Messenger RNA from Humulus lupulus (European hop), 1044 nucleotides. RefSeq lists its product as uncharacterized. Gene Ontology annotation, molecular function: nucleic acid binding. The transcript is spliced from 3 exons. The record is from RefSeq and is a predicted model, not a curated record. Lineage: Eukaryota; Viridiplantae; Streptophyta; Magnoliopsida; Rosales; Cannabaceae. The coding region runs from base 1 to 1044 and encodes 347 amino acids.